Molecule: messenger RNA, 3624 nt
Organism: Closterium sp. Yama58-4
Lineage: Eukaryota; Viridiplantae; Streptophyta; Zygnematophyceae; Desmidiales; Closteriaceae
Source: the annotation of a GenBank genome assembly
AUGUCAAUGAAGGGCCCCAUGUCCCCGCUCUCUCUGCGCGCGACGGAGCUGGAGGACCGGCCGCCGGAGUGGAUGGCGCUCAUCGCGCCGUCAUCCUCGGCGGGCCCUGCGCCGCCUCUCCCGUCGGCGUCCAGCAGCAAUGGCGGAGCAGGAGGCGGCUUAAAGCCCCGCCGCGUGCGAGUGCUUCCAGUGUCGCACCCCUCCCACGCUGACAUCUACGACAGCGGUUCUCCCGGCGGGACCGGGGGUUUCAUCGGUUCCAACUGCUGGGCGGCAUUUUGGCGCGUAGUGCACUACCUCUUCCCGUGCACCAAGUGGAUGGCGGCUUAUAGCCUGCGAGACGACCUCGUGGCGGACCUUAUAGCGGGGAUAAGCGUGGGCGUGAUGCUUGUACCACAGCUGGCAGUGGGUCCCGUGGCGAUCGUAUCCAUCCUCACAUUCGACGGGCUCAGGAAGGUUGUAGCGGAGAAGCUCCGCGACUCGGCUGUAGCAGCGGGUUUGGCUGCAGCAGCAGGCGGGUUCAGCCCCACGGCAGGCCUGGCUGUAGCAGGCGGGUUGGGCUCCACGGCUGUAGCAGGGGGCGUGGUUGGGGGGAUAGAGCUCCCGGCUGGGACUGUGAUGGGUGAAUUUCAACCCUCUCGGUCGCUGCUGGAAUUCCGAACCUCUGUUGGCGGCAGUAGCAGUAGCGGCAGUGGUUUUCCGUUCCCUGUGAGCACGGCUGCACGGCAGCUGAGUAGCAUGGGAAUGGGCUGGCUCGUGCGCUUCCUCUCGCACAGCGUCGUCUCGGGGUUCACCUCAGGGGCGGCUCUCCUGGUGUGCGUGUCCGUGGCAAAGGACAUUCUCGGCUUCUCCAUGCCGGGCCAGACGACGUUUGCAGCAGCGCUGUCGCACAUAAUCAAGCAGAUAAUGGCGGGGAAGGCUCACUGGGAGCCCAUGGCGCUGGGAGGGGGCGCGCUGCUGCUGCUCCUGCUGAUGAAGGAGGCGGGCAAGAGCUGGAAGUCGCUGCAGGUGCUGCGAUGUGCCGGACCCUUCACCAGCAUUCCCUCCCUCUCCACGGCCUUCCCCUGGGAGUACUUCCCAAACCUACUCCCCACAGCGCUGGUCAUCACAGGAGUAGCCAUCUUGGAGUCGUGCGGAAUAGCCAAGGCGCUCGCAGCACGCAACGGCUACGCCAUCAACACGCUCCUCUUCUGCCCCUUCCCCACUUCCCACCCCAACUUCCCUUCCACCGCAGCUCUCGUGAUAACGGGGGUGGCCAUCCUGGAGUCAUGCGGAAUAGCCAAGGCGCUGGCAGCACGCAACGGCUACGCCAUCGAUGCCAACCAGGAGCUCUUUGGGCUCGGCAUGGCGAAUGUCAUCGGCUCCUUCUUCUCCUCCUUCCCCACCACCGGUUCCUUCUCCCGCUCGGCAGUGAACAACGAAGUGGGAGCGCGCACGGCACUGAGUGGGCUCAUCAUGGCUCUCAUGGUCGUGGCCACGCUGCUCUUCCUCACACCAGCUUUCAGAGACGUGCCGCAGUGCGUGCUGGCAGCGGUGGUGGUGAAUGCAGUGCAUGGCCUGGUGGACCUACAGGAGCCGCUCUUCCUGUGGCGAGUGGAGAAGAAGGACCUCGUGCUCUGGCUGUGCGCCUUCCUUGGGACCCUACUCCUUGGCCUGGAGACUGGCGUGCUCAUCUCGGUGGCUCUCUCUCUCGUCUUUGUCAUUCACGAGUCUGCCAAUCCGCACAUGGCCGUGCUGGGUCGCCUACCAGGCACCACGGUCUACCGCAACGUGAAGCAAUACCGCGACGCAUACACGUACAGGGGCGUGGUGAUUCUGCGCAUUGACUCGCCCAUCUACUUCGCCAAUGUGGAUUACAUCAAAGAGAGGCUGCGCAAGUACGAGCUACAGAGGGUGGCGUGGUGGAAGGACGGCAGCAGCGGCAGCAGCGGGGGCAGGCUGGCAGGCAGCAACGGACAUGCUGUCAUGGACCUGCGCUUCCUCAUCCUCGAGAUGUCCCCCGUUACUUAUAUCGAUUCCACGGCCGUGCACGCCCUCAAGGAGCUCUAUAACGAGUACAAGGCGAGAGACAUCCAGCUGUGCUUCUCCAACCCCUCGCCCAAAGUCAUGCUCACCAUGGCCCGGGCCGGCUUCCCUGACCUGAUCGGCCGCCAGUGGUACUUCGUGCGAAUCCACGACGCUGUUCAGGUGUGCCUUGCCCUGCUGGAAGAUACAGAGAUCACCAUCGAAACCCCUUCACGCUACCAGCGAGCAGAUUCGACAGCAGCCAGAGCAGCUGCGUCUCAGGCAGGAGGGAGCCGGCAGCAGCAGCAACCGCAGGGAGGACCCCAGGUGUCCCUGCAGGUGUCUCCCACACCAGGCCUCACCCUCUCCCCGCACCUGUCUGCCAGCUUCGUGAAUCUCGCCCAGGCUGCCCAACGAGCCAGCAGCUCCAACUCUGAAGCCUUCCGAGACUCUGACGCCAUGGAUCGCGGCUCAGCUGCCGCUGAUCCGUUUAGGAUUGAGAUAAGCUAUGACGAUUUGUUCCCGCACAUAGUGUACCUGAACGACCUGAGACACGAUCCGGACAAGGUCAAGGAUGGAUCAGCGGCGGCGGGCGAUUCGGGACUUGUCUCCAAAUGGAGAAUGAAGGAUCGGAUGAAGACGAGCAGCGUGGCCAUCGUGUUGUGUCUCAACAUCGGAGUGGACCCGCCUGACGUCAUCAAGAUCUCGCCCUGCGCGCGAGUCGAGUGCUGGAUUGAUCCCUUCUCAAUGAAUGCACAGAAGGCCCUGGACACCAUAGGGAAGAACCUUCAGGCGCAGUACGAGCGCUGGCAACCCAAGGCGCGCUACAAGGUGCAGCUAGACCCCACGGUGGAGGAGGUGAAGAAGCUGUGCCUCACGUGCCGCCGCAACGCCAAGGCAGAGAGAGUGCUGUUCCAUUACAACGGCCACGGCGUGCCCAAGCCCACGGGCAACGGGGAGAUCUGGGUGUUCAACAAGACGUACACGCAGUACAUCCCUCUGUCCGUGUACGAGCUCGACUCGUGGCUCGCCACGCCCUCCAUCUACGUCUUUGACUGCUCUGCCGCUGGCAUGAUCAUCAACGCGUUUGUAGAGCGACCGGACUGGGCCCUAGCAGCACCGUCCAGCCCCCUCGCGUCCCCAACAGCAGCCAGCAGGGAAGCAGCAACCGCCACAGCGGCAGCAGCAGCGGGCAUGCGCGAUCGCAUACUGCUGGCAGCGUGUGGCCCAGAGGAGAUUCUCCCUCAGCCGCCUGAUCUGCCAGCUGACCUCUUCACUGCGUGCCUCACCACCCCCAUCAAAAUCGCUCUGAGAUGGUUCUGCACGCGCUCGCUCCUCCGAGACUCCCUGGACCCCGAGAUGGUGGAGCGCAUUCCCGGGCGGCAGAGUGAGCGCAAGACGGCGCUGGGCGAGCUCAACUGGAUCUUCACGGCCGUCACCGACACCAUCGCCUGGAACACCCUCCCCACGCACCUCUUCCAGCGGCUGUUUAGACAGGACCUGCUCGUCGCGUCGCUGUUUCGGAACUUUCUGCUCGCGGAGAGGGUGAUGAGAGCGAGUGGGUGCACUCCUGUUUCUUACCCACGGCUCCCACCCACUCACCAGCACCAUUUAUGGUAA